Molecule: messenger RNA, 1554 nt
Organism: Pestalotiopsis fici W106-1
Lineage: Eukaryota; Fungi; Ascomycota; Sordariomycetes; Amphisphaeriales; Sporocadaceae
Exons: 5
Coding region: 1-1554 (517 amino acids)
Molecular function (GO): iron ion binding; monooxygenase activity; oxidoreductase activity, acting on paired donors, with incorporation or reduction of molecular oxygen
Source: RefSeq, a predicted model, not a curated record
AUGGCUGACUGGGCUGGUAAGCUGUACGACAUUGCCCGGGCUGAUCUCAGUCACACGGCCGCGAUGUCUGCUUUCCUGGCUGUCAGUUUCCAUCUGGUGAUACAGAGUGUAGAAUUUGAAGAUUUCAUGUUCCACUUUCUUGCUGUAUGCACAGUAUUGUGGCCUAUGCUGCUGGGAUUCUUUAUCCACUACGGCCAGUAUCACCCAACGGCCGCAGUGGCAAAGUCUGCUGUAGUCGCGACAACUUUCCAGGGCUGCCUACUUCUGAGUAUCGCCGUAUACCGCCUUGGUUUCCAUAGGUGUAGCAAGUUUCCUGGUCCAAUAGGUGCUCGAGUCAGUCGGUUUUACGCCACUUAUUUGUCCUUGAAGAAUGUUCAGUACUACAGGGAGUUGGAAAAGAUGCACACCAAAUACGGAGACUUUGUGCGAACUGGUCCUCGGGAAAUCACCAUCUUGCGCCAAUCCGCUGUAGACAUCAUCUACGGCCCAAAGUCCCAAUGCCGAAAGUCAACUUGGUAUGGCCAAACAGGCAACGAUCCUCUAAAAUCAUCAUUGCACAUGACCCGCGAUCACGAGAGCCACAGGCUACGUCGUAAAGCUUGGGACAAGAGCAUGUCGGUAAAAGGCAACAUAAUAGCCCUUGCCUCUUAUGAACCUCGGAUAAUGUCCGGUGUCAAUGCUCUCGUAGCCCAGUUGAAACAACGUGGAGAGGACGGCGUCAACAUGACCGACUGGUCCAUGUUCUUCAGCUUUGAUCUCAUGGGACAGGUUGGCUUUGGUAAGGAUUUUGGUCAGUUGCAUACGGGUCAAGAGCAUUCGGCAAUUCGGCCGAUCCACGCUCACAUCAAGACUCUGGGCAUUUUUCAAACCGUCCCUUGGUUGCUAUACCUAAUGAGCGCCAUACCCGGUGCCGCUGCCGCAUAUUCGGAGAUAUUCGACUUUUGCGCGAAUGAGAUACGAACCAAGCAGCAGACCUGGAACAAAGAAAAAGAUCCUUCCGACAUAGCCUCAUGGCUCAUCAAGGCCGUCCAAGAGAAGGAUGUGUCAGCGGCACCAUCUCCACAAGCAAUCGAGGAUGACGCUAGAAUCAUUCUCCUGGCUGGAAGUGAUACAACAGCAACAACUCUGUCGCACUGCCUUUUUCUUGUCGUCAAGUAUCCCCACGAGCAGAAGAAGCUGCAAGCACUUUUGGAUGCGACCAUGCCUGGGGGAGCUGAUGAUUGGACGUUUGAAAAGGUCAAGUCCAUCAAAUACCUAGACGACUUCAUCUCUGAAACCUUGCGCGUAAAGGCAGCGCUUACCCUGGCGGGACCGCGUGAGACACCUGCUGGGGGACUUCAGAUUGACGAAGUCCAUAUCCCGGGAGGCGUCAAUGUCCUUGUGCCCGCAGGACAAAUUCACCGCGAUCCCCGUUACUGGAAGCAAGCAGAUGAAUUUAUCCCUGAAAGAUGGGGCGAGCGGCGUGAAGAGAUGGGCACGGAUGGAGCCCCAUAUCUUCCAUUCCUCCUCGGUAGGUGCCAGCUUGGCCGCCUCGAUUGUAUUGAUCGAGUGUGA